GUCAAAGAACGAGUAAAGCUAUCUAUCCAGUAUCCACUCGCUCGUGCUCGCGCACGCAGCACGCUACAGCGCUGCGGCUAGCAGCUGCGGCUGUGGAUUACGCAUCCCGGUCAAAAAUGGCCACUCCCUCCGCGCCACGUCUCCUCCCCUGCCCCGCCAUGCUCCACUCCCCCAUGCCUAUCGUCUUCCUCGCCGCCGGUCCGCUCGCCGCCGUCCACUUCUCUGCCCGCUGCCGCCUCCGCCUCCGCCUCCGUAUCCCCCACGUCGCUACCGCCGCCGGCGCUGCCACCGCUCCGGGAAACAGCUUCGCCGUCGAGGACUACCUCGUCGCCAACUGCCACCUCACCCAGCCGCAGGCCGUCAAGGCCUCCAAGAACCUCGCCCACCUCAAGUCCGCCUCCAACCCCGACGCCGUCCUCGCAUUCCUCGACGGCCUCGGCUUCUCCCCCAAGGAGGUCGCCGCCGCCGUCGCCUCCAACCCGCGCAUCCUCUGCGCCCGCAUCGAGCGCUCCCUCGCGCCCAUCUCCGCGGAGCUCCGCGCCCUCGGCCUCUCCACCUCCCAGGUCGCCCGGCUCGCCAAGAUCGCCGGCCGCUACUUCCUCUGCCGCAGCUUCGUCUCCAAGGUGCAGUUCUGGCUCCCCCUGUUCGGCUCCCCGGAGAGGCUGCUCCAGGCCAGCGACUGGAACUACUGGCUCCUCACCUCCGACCUCGAGAAGGUGGUCGAGCCCAACGUCUCCUUCCUCAGGCAAUGCGGGCUAAGUGCUUGUGAUAUUUCCAAGCUGCUCGUGGCCGCGCCGCGCCUGGUCACCAUGCACCCCGAGUACGUCCAGGACUCCGUGCGGCGGGCCAUUGAGCUCGGCGUGCCACCGGGCUCCCAGAUGUUCCGGCACGCGAUCUCCACCGCCGGGUGCAUCGGCCAGGAGAAGGUGGACGCCAAGAUCGCCGUCCUCAGGGAGACUCUCGGGUGGUCCAAGGAGGAGGUGAGCCUGGCCAUCAGCAAGGCGCCGCGGAUCCUGGUCGCCUCCGAGGAGAGGCUGCGCCGCAACGCCGAGUUCCUGGUCAAGGAGGUCGGGCUGGAGCCGCAGUACAUCGCGCGCCGGUCGGUGCUGCUCAUGUACAGCCUCGAGAGGAGGCUCAUGCCCCGGCAUCUCGUAGUGAAGCUCCUCAAGCAGAGGCGGCUGAUCGAGGAAGACCGGUGCUUCUUCAACGUGGUGGCGCCGACGGAAGAGAAGUUCUUGGAGAAGUUCGUUGCCCCCUUCGAGGAGUGUAUCCCCGGCCUCGGCGAUGCUUACGACGCUGCCUGUACCGGGAAGGCGCCGGUGAAAGCUCAGUGAGCACUGAGUGACUAGAAGAGAAUCCUGGAGGUGUGCGUAGAUGACAGUUUCAGCACGACGGAGGAUUGGUGGCUGAAGGCCAGGGUGGCAAUCCCUAAACACACGAGGCGGAACUUUGACACUAUCGUGAUUCUGUUGCACUGGAGGAUCUGGAAGGAAAGAAAUGCGAUGAUUUUUGAAAACAUUGCCAGUACAGCGGACAGAGUUUUGGACCAGAUUAUCGAAGACAUUGGCAUGUGGAGGGCUGCGGGAUGCAUUAGUGACUUGCCAACUUAGGUCUACUCAUAUCGGCAUGUUUGUAUUACUCUCUGUACUCUUGUUAGCGAGGACUCCUUGUUCGUCUUAUCUUGGGUCUCAGCUCUAGUUCGCCUAGACUGUCCCCAGUUGUACUCUUUUUCCCAUUCUAAUAAAGUUC
Molecule: messenger RNA, 1749 nt
Organism: Triticum aestivum (bread wheat)
Lineage: Eukaryota; Viridiplantae; Streptophyta; Magnoliopsida; Poales; Poaceae
Product: transcription termination factor MTERF8, chloroplastic
Exons: 2
Coding region: 117-1334 (405 amino acids)
Biological process (GO): regulation of DNA-templated transcription
Molecular function (GO): double-stranded DNA binding
Source: RefSeq, a predicted model, not a curated record